GUGAUGGAUUUAUAAUAUUGACUCAGUUGGUUUUCGUUCCUUGAAAAAAUCACGUAGAAGAUGAGGUUCCUUAUAAUUUUUAUCAUCUUCGUUCAUGCUCUAUUAAUCCCGGCAUCUUAUGGAUUUUUGGAUCUAGAGACGACUACGGUUAAAAAUUUUGUCUUGCCAAAAGCUGUAAGAAAUUUCGUUAAAAUUAAUUUGGACAAAUCAGAAACAUUAAAUGAGAGAAAUUACAAUCAUCGAACUACAACACAAAGACAGGAGAUAGAAAUACCUAAUGAGUCUACAUCACACGAAGUAAUUGACACCACGAUUAAUGCUAAUUUAGUGACCACAGCAGAAUCGAAACUUCAUUCAGAUACAACUACAACAAGAGGUCCAUUAAUUCCUGAUGAAAGAAUCCAGAUAAAAAAACCAGAACCAGAAACAAAUCCUAGCGUUUUGUGGUUCUUUAGUGGCGCAUUAGCUGGAGUUCUUCUAUCAUUCAUCGUCUUUUCCAUUUACAGCUUCUUCAAAUCUCGUACAGAAUCAAUUUACCAAAAUUUAUGAAUAAUCAGCAAUGUGAUACAAAAUGAUCAAAUUGUCUGUACACCUUUUGAACUUUUCGAGAUAUAAUUUUAAAUUCUGUAACCAAAUUGUAGCUGUGUGAAAAUGAGAACAGCCAAUAAUUUGAGAAUGUAGGCAAUUCAUAA
This is a messenger RNA of Chironomus riparius, 692 nucleotides long. The record is from the annotation of a GenBank genome assembly. NCBI's taxonomy places the organism in Eukaryota, Metazoa, Arthropoda, Insecta, Diptera, Chironomidae.